Molecule: messenger RNA, 1363 nt
Organism: Aspergillus eucalypticola CBS 122712
Lineage: Eukaryota; Fungi; Ascomycota; Eurotiomycetes; Eurotiales; Aspergillaceae
Exons: 5
Coding region: 292-1191 (299 amino acids)
Source: RefSeq, a predicted model, not a curated record
UCCCUAUGGCACCCGCAUCAGCGUUCCCUUAUCGCUUGCCUAACUAAGCACUUGCUUUAUAACCUCGCCCUCAAUCAGCGAAGACCAGCCGUUUUGCACUGCUUCGGAUCGGCCUGUGCUGUGGGAACUCUCCUCGUUGACAUUGGGAAUGAUGCAAGUGCCCUCAACCCUAGUACACGUUGAUCAGCUCCUGGGGAUCCGCACGAUCGUCGCCCGUCAGUCACCCGCCACAUUGCAGUGUGCACAGUUGAGGGUCCGGGCCGUUGCUACUUAAAGUCCCUUGCAUCUGCAAUGAGCCACCCAGGCGCCCAUUUGGAAGCCGAGGACUGGCCUCUUCCGCUGUCCAUAUCUCGUCCAGAAAGCAUAGUCUCUUCCUCCACGAGCUCUUCCGGUCCCAGCUAUGCCACAUCGCCUAUUUUCCCGCCUCCGCUGAGUCGUACGGCUUCUUCAAUUGGAUCCCGGUCGAGGCAGGCUUCAUGCUUCUCCUUAUACGAAGACACCUGCCGCUUACCGCUGAACCAUUCUGUGACCAUCUCCUUCGUCCGGAGUAGUAAACUCUUCAAGCUACGCUUCACUUGCAUCGACAUACGCAAGGAUGCCACGGGAAGUUUGAAGAGUCUUGAGUUGGGCGGGGGACCGGGUCAGCAGACUCCUUUCAUACAUACUUUCAACGAUACCAAGCUUCCAGUUCCCCAUCUUGAACAUCCAAAGCUCCCGAACGAGUCGUCGCUGCGCGUUUCCUUCAUGGACGAGCAAACCGUUCAAUCGGCCCAUAACGUGUUCCUCACACAGAUCUCUUAUACUUUUGAUGACUGGCAUGAUUGUGUGCAGUUCCAAGAAUUAGUCCUGGGUUCAAAAUUGGUCUUCAUAGCAGGCAUCGCCGAGGCGAAGUCCAAGGGCCGAGGGGAAGAGUGCAUCAGCCAGAACCUACGCAUUCUACGUAAUCAUAACGGCAAACAAGUCAUGCUUUUCUUUGCCAACUCACAACGGAAGGAGUUGAAGCGUUAUGUGUCCAUUCCGAUCAACUGCAUCGACAGCUUCAAUCCGGGCAAGAAGGCAGGAAAGCCGGUGGUUCUCCAGUUGCAGCCCAACUUUGACAUUCUCUCCCAGAUGAGGACAUUAACUAUCCAAUUUCUUGAUGAUUUGGACCGGAAAGCAUUUUGCCAAUUUCUAACGGAAAGCACCACAUAAUAAUACAACACACUCCAUCAAACAUGGAAUACGAUACCCAGGGGAAACGCGGUUCGCAAAACAGGCAUAGCAUCUACUAAUAACCCAUCAUGGAACCAGUGGUUUACGAGUCUGCAGCAAGGAGUUUAGAGGGCGUUGGGUUCUCAGGUACAAUGCAUAAUCUUUUCCCUUU